Molecule: messenger RNA, 2736 nt
Organism: Phytophthora sojae
Lineage: Eukaryota; Oomycota; Peronosporomycetes; Peronosporales; Peronosporaceae
Exons: 2
Coding region: 1-2736 (911 amino acids)
Source: RefSeq, a predicted model, not a curated record
AUGUUCGACCCGACCGCGACCGUCAGCGGCAGCCUCGAGGCGCGCCAGCGCGUGGCGCAGCUGCAGCUGCAGGCCGCCACCAAGAACGUCAUCGCGGUGGGGCGCGUCGUGCGCAGCUCGUACUGCGACCACUCGGGCUGGGGGCUCAAGCAGGGCAGCAUCAUCAAGAGCUGGAAGCGCCGCUACUUCGUGCUCAAGGGCCGCGAGCUCAUCUACUUCGCCGAGCGCUCCCCGAGCGGCAAGGGCAUCGACGAGAAGGGCCGCCUGCGCGUCAGCGGCGUCGAGUUCACGCCCGAGUUCACCAACGCGCUGGUGGUGCGCGGCGAGCUCAAGAACCAGGCGGUCAAGAUGCAGGUGGACUCGAACGAGGCGAGCACCGAGUGGUUCCGCAAGAUCUCGGAGGCGCUGCAGGCCGCGCGCGACGAGGCCAUGGCCGGGGACAACCAGCAGGGGGACGCGGCCAACAGCGUGGCCAUGAAGGGCUGGCUUAUGAAGGAGGGGCAGAACUUCAAGACGUGGAAGCGCCGCUACAUGACGCUCACGGGCAGAACCAUCCAGUACCGAGCGCAGCCCAGUGAGAAGCCUCUGGGUGAGACCAGGGUGAACGCGGUGAACAUCAACCCGUCGAAACCCUUCGCGCUGGACAUUUACUCGGACAACAACCGCAUCUUGAAGAUCGCGGCCGACUCGUUCGCAGACAUUGAGGCGUGGGACCAUGCACUGGCGAAGGUGAUUGGCAAGAGGCCGUGCUUCGGAGACCCGUACGCGGGUCAGGACGCGCCGUUCUUGGGGGAGACGUUCGAGGAGAGCGUGCUGUGUGAAGGCUGGCUGUACAAGAGAGGACAGCGAUCAACGGAGUGGCAGCGCCGAUACUUUAGGCUCAAGGGGUACAAGCUGCAGUACCAGGACGGACCGGGCGAGAGUGUGCCCAAGGGAGCGGGAACUGUCGUGGGGCUGAAGCUUGGCGAGACGGGGUCCAAUUGUGUGUAUGUGCAGCUUGGUUCGGGCCGCGUGCUCUGUGUCAGCGCGGACAGCCAGGCUUCGGUGGACAAGUGGGUGAAAGCGAUCUGUGGACUGCUGGAUAAGGACCCCAAGACUCUGGAGAAGGAAGUCCCGGCCGCAGUGAUCUCCAAGGGGGCGAGCUCAAGUAAUCUGCUCACGCGCGCGCUCAGUCGCGCUGGGUCUACCGCGAGUGCACCGCCAGUUCUGCCAACCAGUGGUGUUGCGUCGAGUCUUAGCGGGGCUGGUGGAUAUUUGGAAGGCUACGAUGACACCGUGGAGAGUGACAACAACGCUGGCCUGCUGUUGCGUGAGUCCUCGGGUAGUUUCAGAUCAUCUUUUGGGGCUGGCAGUAAUUCUGCCUCAACGACUCCGCGGGCUUCAAUGAGCGGUACGACUCGCAAGUGCGGAUGGCUUCGCAAGGAGGGCGCGCGAGUCCGUUCGCUCAAGCGGCGCUACUUCAUGGCUGACGGCAACAAGCUCUACUACUUCGAGCAGAUCGGCGAGGCUCCGCGUGGCAAUGGCAUCGUCAAGAGCGCCGUCCCUAACGAUACGUAUCCGAAUUGUAUGGAUUUCAUUCUGACGUCGGGUCGCACAUUGCGCGUGGUGGCCGAGUCUCCCGAUGAAAUCCGUUCGUGGCUUGGGCAUUUCAACGAGUGCAUUCCUGGAGGUGAUAACACUGAGGAACGACGAAGCGCUUUGGAGAGGCUGUCGCUUGGGGCCGGUCCGGAGGAUACUGCCUCGAGCGUCGCUGAGACUGGUUCUGGCUGGCUGCUGAAGAAGGGUAAGAACUUCAAGAACUGGAAGCGCCGAUUCUUCAAACUGGAGGGCAAGCAGUUCUCUUACUCGAGCGCGCCAGACGCCCCACCUCUCGGACGAGGUGUUGUCGAGCACGUUGCUAUCGGAAACGCGCGACCCUUCUGUCUGGACGUGCGAUUCCAGAACGGCCGAGUCAUGCAGGUGGUCGCGUCCAGCGAGGGUGAAAUGGUGGCCUGGAACCGCUUGCUGCAAGCUGCUGUGCUUUCAGCGCCGAUCGAGAGCGACAUGGAGGAGGACACGCAGUUUGAUUUCGAUGACGCGGAGGAGGACGCACAGCUGAGCAACAUUCACACUGUGGUUACUGCCGCCACGGCUUUCAAGCGCGGGCUGUCGAAGACGUCGUCCACGGUCAGCACCUCGUCGAGUGACGAUGCCAAGAUCACGACCAAACGUGCUGAGGCUCUGGUGAAGAUGACGAACGAACGAGCGGAGGCGGCGGCGAAGGCUGUGGCUGCAGCAGUCGCAGGAGCAGGCCGUCGGUCGCUGCGCAUGGGCACAGCUGAGACAGAGGACCCUGUCGUGUGCAGCGGCUGGCUAAGGAAGGAGGGGGGCACAGUCAAGAACUGGAAGCGGCGCUACUUCACGCUGCACGGCCCCACGCUGUGCUACUUCAAGAGCGAUAACGGGGCGCUGCUGCGCAGCUUCACGGUGUGCCACGUCGUGACCUUGCGCACCAAGAAGCUGUGUCUGGAGAUCACGACCGAGGUGGGGCGCAAGCUGCUGGUGGCCAGCGAGACGCAGGCGGAUCUCGACCGCUGGCUCGACCACCUGCACCGCGCCAUUGCCGCCGAGAAGCGCAAGAAACAUGGCGGGGACGCUCCGCAGCGGAAGACGGAGACAAUGGCGACUGGCAUGCCGCUGGCUCUGCCGGCCACUGAAGCAUUCGAGCAGGGCAACCUCGCGUACAAAGUGCUCUGA